Messenger RNA from Symbiodinium sp. CCMP2456, 196 nucleotides. The record is from the annotation of a GenBank genome assembly. Lineage: Eukaryota; Dinophyceae; Suessiales; Symbiodiniaceae.
GAUGAAGAUGCCAUUGAAGAGGGUGAUGCCAAUUUCGCCGCUGAAGACAUCGACUACUCUGCCAUCGGAGCGUCGCAGUCUACCGCAAAGCACUGGAAGCUCGGAAAGAAGCGCGCACACAGCAAGAAGUCUGCGGCACGGCGCUCGAACUCGUUGCAGUGGGAGGGUAAAGUUCGCCCCUUUUUGCAGAAAAUAG